Eubalaena glacialis (North Atlantic right whale) is the source of this 2662-nucleotide messenger RNA. RefSeq names its product phosphatase and actin regulator 2 (gene PHACTR2). NCBI's taxonomy places the organism in Eukaryota, Metazoa, Chordata, Mammalia, Artiodactyla, Balaenidae. Gene Ontology annotation, biological process: actin cytoskeleton organization. The record is from RefSeq and is a predicted model, not a curated record. The transcript is spliced from 12 exons. Gene Ontology annotation, molecular function: actin binding. Bases 67 to 1935 code for a protein of 622 amino acids.
GCCGCGCGCCGGGCAGCGCGGUCCUCGGCGCCGGCCCCACCCCGCGCUCCGGGCCGCCAGGAGCCGAUGGCCGAGGCGGGCAGGAGCCCCGCGGAGCCCCCGGGAGAGCCGGCCGGGCAGGCGGCGGCCGAGGUCCCCAAGCCCGAGGCGCCCGCCCGGCCGGCAGCGCCUGCCCUGCGCCGGCUGCCCGGGGACCCGAGUCCCCGCGGCCGCUCUCAGAGCGACCUGUCGUCGUGCUCGAGUCGGGGCCGCCCGCUCCGGGUCCACAUCUCCGGCUCAGUUGACGGACUGGACAAAGCUUCUAUAGCAAACUCAGAUGGCCCAACAGCAGGCUCCCAAACACCUCCCUUCAAGAGAAAGGGGAAACUCUCCACCAUUGGUAAAAUCUUUAAGCCUUGGAAAUGGAGGAAAAAGAAGACCAGUGACAAAUUUAGAGAAACAUCAGCAGUAUUAGAAAGGAAGAUUUCUACAAGACAAAGUAGAGAGGAGCUGAUAAGAAGGGGAGUUCUUAAGGAAUUGCCUGAUCAAGAUGGAGAUGUAACAGUUAACUUUGAAAAUUCAAACGGGCACAUGAUACCCAUCGGAGAGGAAUCUACCCGAGAGGAAAAUGUAGUAAAAUCUGAAGAAGGUAAUGGCUCUGUAGCUGAAAAAGCACCACCUCUGGAGGAAAAGGCAGAAGAUAAGAAAGCUGGUUCCUCUCAUUCAAGAAAAACAACUGGCUCCAAAGCAACAGCUUCACCAUCUACUUCCUCCACCUCAUCUCGUCCUAAAGCUUCAAAGGAGACAGUUUCUAGCAAAACAGGGAUGGUAGGAAUCACAAAGGGCAAGAAAAAAACUGGCAAGCAGCCAACGUCUCGACCGUCCUCAGAUGCAACCACUUCUGGCAUAUCUGACCUUAAAGGAGAGCCUUCGGAGACCAGGGUGGCGAGUCUCAAACCCGAGCAGACUACCCCCGGCACCGAGGAGCAGACCGCAGGCAAACCCAAGUCUGCAGUCCCUCCGCCCGCUGUGGCUCCAGCACCUCCUCCCCCCACCUCUCCUUCCCCUCUGGAGGAGCAGAGCAUUGUUGCCUCAGACGCUCCUGUCGUCCUGGUCAGCAACGGAGCCGACCUGCCUGUCCCUGCCUUAGACCCAAGUCAGCUUCUCUGGACUGAAGAGGCGACAGACAGCACCACUGGCCACUCAGGCACUGGCUCAAGUGUUAGCAGAGAAAAUGCAAAAUGUUUCACAACCAAAGACGAGCUGGGGGAGGCAGCGCCUCAGCUCCUGACUCCUGGGCUGAUGGGAGAAUCUUCAGAAUCCUUCAGUGCCUCAGAGGAUGAAGGCCAAAGGGAAUACCAGGCCAAUGACUCUGACUCUGAUGGGCCUAUCUUGUACACCGAUGACGAUGACGAUGAAGAGGAUGAGGACGAGGAUGGCAGUGGAGAAAGUGCUUUGGCAAGUAAAAUACGACGAAGAGAUACUCUUGCUAUCAAACUUGGCAACAGACCGUCUAAGAAGGAAUUAGAGGACAAAAACAUCUUGCAGCGUACCUCUGAAGAAGAGAGGCAGGAAAUCCGACAGCAAAUUGGAACCGAGCUCGUCAGGAGACUUAGCCAGAGGCCCACAACUGAAGAAUUAGAGCAAAGAAAUAUCCUGAAGCAAAAGAAUGAAGAAGAAGAGCAAGAAGCAAAAAUGGAACUUAAACGCAGACUCAGCAGAAAGCUCAGCCUGAGACCCACAGUGGCAGAGCUGCAAGCUCGAAGGAUCCUGCGGUUUAAUGAGUAUGUAGAAGUCACCGAUUCACCUGACUAUGAUCGCCGGGCAGACAAGCCCUGGGCCAGGUUAACACCUGCAGACAAGGCAGCAAUAAGGAAAGAGCUAAAUGAAUUUAAAAGUACAGAAAUGGAAGUUCAUGAAGAGAGUCGACAGUUUACCAGGUUUCAUCGUCCAUAAUGAAGUGCGGGACUCUUUGGAAACAGACUGAUCAUCUUUGGGGGAAUCCUCGCUUCCUGAAAACCUGAUAUUGCACUGGGAUUUGAAUGUGUGUGUUUCCGUUUAACUUGGGGUGAAGGAAGCGUGUGGGACGUGCUCCCCACCUAUACAGCCCGGAUAGGCCAACAAGCAAAGGGAAGGGUGCAGCGACUCUGCUGUCCAGCAUGUGGAUUGAUGGUAAGGGAUACCAUGGUUAUGCCACUUAUUCUUCAUCAGGAGUUUUAAUCAAAGAAGAUGAGCAGAAGACAAUCGCUGGUUCCCUGUUGCCAGAAAAGCCACAUGUAAGAGUGCGAGUUAAAGAAGAAUGGGGAAUGAAAUUUCUGAGCACUGGAGAGGGGUGGGGGGUUGAAAAUCAGAAAGCAAGAGAAGUACUUCAUUAUGUUAAUGAAAAGAAGAAAUGGAAGCUUAAAGGUAUUUUCAAAGUAGGCUUUUGGUAGUUGAGAACUUAUUAAGGGAUUUGGGAGUUUAAUCACCCAAGGUGGAUUUCCUAAAGACCUGACCCUAGAAGAAUAUUCUUGUUUCAUCAUUAUAUUGGUACAGUAUCGUACCAUUAUUUUUUGUUGUGCCAGUGAAUUCAGUUGCCAGAAAUAAGUCUGAGUGUUUUCAUGUAUCUUUUUCUUAAAUGUGAGAGGCUUUUACUGACUCUUAAUAAGCAUGCUUACCCAAAUUUUGUUGCAUGCUUUAAGUA